UCCUUCUCGUCGUAGGCUCUCUCACUGCUCCUCCGCUUCCUGGCCUCGCUGCACCCCGUUCUGACAGCUACUAGUACCGCUUUCUCGAAGACAACUGGACCGUAGAGAAUCCUCGUUGUGGAAGAUUAAGAAAUAGACCCUUUUUUUUUUUGCUGUCGGAUUUAUUCAUUGUCCUACUUCGAAAGUUGUUUAUCGGACGAGAGACGGAUGGUUUUGGAAGUCGUUCUGAGGGAUACGAAAGUGUAAAGGAAGGUUUUUCUUUUUUUUUUUCUUUUUGUCUUUUUUUUAGACCCUAACGCAGUAACAUAAAGAGACAUAUCUACUGUUCAUGGCUGCUGGGGAAGGUGCCCAGCUGCCGGCAACAAUAGCGGCCAGCCGGUGCGUGGAGAAGUCGCUCGAGGAAGCUACCGGGAGCGGUGCUCUGAACUUGUCGAACCGUAAAUUGAAAGAGUUUCCCCGAACCGCCCGGAACUAUGACUUGUCCGAUAUUACGACAGCCGACCUUUCUAAGAACCGUCUGUGCGAGCUGCCAGAGGAGCUGUGCCAGUUCAUCUCCUUGGAGACGCUCAGCUUGUACCACAACUGUGUUCGCUCCCUCACCCCCGACCUCUGUCACCUACAGGCUCUCACCUACCUCAACCUCAGCCGUAACCUCCUCUCCAGCCUGCCCCCCUCGAUGUGUCAGCUCCCCCUCCUGAGAGUCCUGAUCGUCAGCAACAACAAGCUGUCGGCCCUGCCCACCUCCAUACAUACCCUCACUCACCUCCGACAGCUGGAUGUGAGUUGUAAUGGCCUGCAGUGUUUGCCUGUGGAGCUGGGUCAGCUGGAGUGUCUGAGAGACCUCAACUUGAGGCGGAACCAGCUCACCACACUGCCAGAGGAGUUGUCCGAGUUACCCCUGGUCCGGUUAGACGUCUCCUGUAACCACAUCUCCCACGUGCCUGUGUGUUACCGCCACCUGCGUCAACUCCAGACCAUAGUCUUGGACAACAACCCCCUGCAGCAACCGCCUGCCCAGAUCUGCUCUAAGGGGAAGUACCACAUCUUCAAGUUCCUCAACAUUGUGGCCUGCAAGAGGAGCCAGGAGGAGCUGGAGAGAGCCCUGAGACCUACAGGGUUUAAUAGCUGUCUGUCGGACCAUGAGCUGUUCUCAGGUCAGUUUGGAGGUUUGGACUCUGGCUUCAACAGUGUGGACAGCGGCAGCAAGAGAUGGUCUGGGAACGAGUCUGCAGAUGACUUCUCAGAGCGGUCCCUGCGUAUGGCUGAGCUCACCAGAGACCAGAGGAACCUGGAGGAAGAGGGGGAGGACGACUCUUCCCUCACAGAGACCCCAGACACGGUGAAUGGGGAGGCCAAGCGGGUGGAUGUCAUAGCGUCACCGAGGAGCGUCACCGAGGAGAAAGAAGACUGCAGGGCGAAUCGUCCCUCUCCCCCCAUCACAGCGCCCCCGCAGGAGAACACAGCGGAAUCCUCACCACCACCCCAAACACAAGACUCUUCUAGAAGCAGUGUGGAGGUAGGAGGGGGGCUGUCACACCCGUCCCCCUCCAGUCCCACCCUGGAGGAGAGGAGGAGACCAGGUACCCUGCUCAUCUGGCAGGAGAGAGAGAGAAUCCAUCAGCAGAGAGACAACACGGCCAGAGACAAUGGUUUACUGAAGAUUACAACGGCCAAAACAGGAAGUAAUGUGGCGACGCUGUCACAGACAGGAAGUAGCUCGAGUGGUAGCUCACCAGAGAACAACCACUCCCAGAACGGGCUCAGACAACGAUGUGCGAGUGCAGAUCAGAUGUCACUGUCUCAAACGGCACCGGUUCAGCGCUCUGUUAGCCGAUCAGACGUUCCGUCGUCCCCUCCAGGCCUGAGUCAGAAACCCAACAGUUUCCUCUUCCGCACCUCAUCCCGCUGCAGCGGCAAGAGUCAGUUCUCCAUCUCAGGCUCCACACAGAGUCUGGUGGAGGCAGGCCGCUCUGAGUCUCGCUCCGUGUUGAGGCCAGAUGUCGUACAGCUACGUAAGACUCUGGAGUCGACUGGUUGUGUAGACUCUGCCUGUGUCUGUGUGUCUGAGGAUCUGCCUGGUGAGGCGUGUGUCUGUGUGGAACUGGUCCUCUGCCAGCUGGCCAAUCACGUGCGGCCUCGCGCUGUGUCCAUCAUCCACAUUCCCUCCCCAGCAGUGCCAAAACUGAGCACGGCCAAGUGUCGUCUCAACGUGGAGAACUUCAUCUCUGCCUGUCGUAGGCUGGGGGUCCCUGAGGACACCCUGUGUCCCUGCCAGCUGAUCCUGGACGGUGAGGGUCUGUCGCGGGUCGCCCAGACCGCCCAAGCCCUGCUGGACCUCCCUGUGUCAGGACCCCGCCGCGCUGCUGCCCCAACCGGGCUGCCCCAACAACUGCCUGCUCAGAAGCUUACCAGCACCCAGUAGUUAUCAUUACAGGAUGAAAUAUAAUGCAGUCUGCUGUGUGGGAGUCUGCUGUGUGUGUGUUCUUUCAUUCUUUGCCCAUGUCAGUUUGCGGUCUAAACAUCUGCAUGUUAAUACAACUUCCCCAUAAGACUCAACUACACUGUCACGUUGAAGAAUAAAAUCUCAGGAAACUGUC
Molecule: messenger RNA, 2597 nt
Organism: Oncorhynchus tshawytscha (Chinook salmon)
Lineage: Eukaryota; Metazoa; Chordata; Actinopteri; Salmoniformes; Salmonidae
Gene: lrch4
Product: leucine-rich repeats and calponin homology (CH) domain containing 4
Exons: 17
Coding region: 329-2422 (697 amino acids)
Molecular function (GO): protein binding
Source: RefSeq, a predicted model, not a curated record